This is a messenger RNA of Meyerozyma guilliermondii ATCC 6260, 1698 nucleotides long. It is a transcript of the gene MSM1, whose product is annotated as methionine--tRNA ligase. Lineage: Eukaryota; Fungi; Ascomycota; Pichiomycetes; Serinales; Debaryomycetaceae. Bases 1 to 1698 code for a protein of 565 amino acids. Gene Ontology annotation, molecular function: methionine-tRNA ligase activity; ATP binding. The record is from RefSeq and is a predicted model, not a curated record. Gene Ontology annotation, biological process: methionyl-tRNA aminoacylation. The transcript has a single exon.
AUGUCCACCUUGCGACGAUUUGCUAGCUCCGUCGCUUCAAAACCUUAUUAUAUCACCAGCCCAAUCUUCUACGUCAAUGCCAAACCACAUCUAGGCCAUCUCUACUCGAUGCACUUGUGUGAUACUCGGAGUAGAUGGGAAAAACUUAAAAACAAAGAGUCAUUCUUUGUGACUGGAACCGACGAACAUGGCCUUAAAAUUCAAGCCGUAGCCGAGAAAAGAGGCAUAUCUCCCAAGACAUUGGUGGACGAGGUGUCGUUAAACUUUAAGCAUCUAGCUGAAAAAUUUGAUAUCCAAUACGACAGAUUUAUUCGAACUACUGAUGGUGAUCAUAUAGAGUCUGUGAAACAUUUUUGGAAAACAAUGAACGAACGAGGGCUUAUAUACAAGGGAACACACAGCGGAUGGUAUGCUGUAAGUGACGAGACGUUUUAUCCUGAAUCUCAAAUUGAAAAAGUUACUGAUUCCAACGGCAUCUCAAAGAUGAUAUCGAAAGAGACGAAAAAUGAAGUAAUUUUUCAUGAGGAGUCCAACUAUUUCUUCCGUCUCUCAAAGUUUCGGGACCGUUUAAUAAACUACUUGAAAGAAAACCCCCAAUUGAUCACUCCCAAGAACAAAUACGACUCCAUCUUGGCAGAAUUAGAAGGUGAGAAAUUAGAAGAUUUGUCAAUCUCGAGACCCUCAUCUCGCUUGCUGUGGGGUAUUGAAGUUCCUGGCGACGACACCCAAAGGAUUUACGUCUGGUUUGAUGCUUUGAUAAACUAUAUCACUGCUGCAGGCUACCCCAAAUCACUCAAUGCUCCUACUUCUCCAUGGCCAGCCGUCCAUGUGAUUGGAAAGGAUAUCGCCCGCUUCCACUGCAUCUACUGGCCCAUCUUUCUCAUGGCUGCCGACCUUCCUUUACCAAAGCAAAUAGUUAUACAUUCGCAUUGGCUUUGCGACGGAUUCAAAAUGAGCAAAAGUUUGGGUAAUGUUGUCGAUCCUCUAGACACACUUGACUACUACGGCCAAGAUGCUUGUCGGUUUUUUUUGAGUGAAUAUUCAAACAUUGAGUCGGACUCCAACUACAGCGAAAGAGAGUUUCAUUUCACCAGAGAAAAUCUCAUUGGAAAAUACGCCAACCUCGUCACAAGGUGCGGAGGACCAUCAUUCGACAUUGAAGAAAGCGUUGCAAUGCUGAAAGAGGGCUCAUUCGACAAAAUUGAAAGCUUUUGGGAAGAUUGUCCGUACGAAAAUCCAGCUGCAGUAAAAGAUGCUGCUGGUAAACUUAGAGCUUGUCUCGAUAACUUGUAUCCUGCUAUGGAUACUCAUUUGGAGAACUUUGACCACAUGAAAGCAACUCAAGUUUGGUGGGAAGCAAUAGAAGCAGGCAACCAAUUGUUUCAACUUGGCCAGCCUUGGAUUUUUACCAAGGAAAUGAAAAACGAAAAUUUGCAACCUGAGAAAAGAGAAACGUCCAAACUAGUUCAGAGUUUCCUUGUGUAUAUGGCUGCGGAGACAUGUCGUAUCGGUUCCAUUUUAAUGGGUCCAAUCAUGCCCCAUCUCUCACACAAAAUUCUCGACCGUUUGGGUGUUUCUAUGCAGAAAAGAACAGCCCAGUAUGCCAGCGUUGGCCAAGACUCUACCUACGGUCACGGUGCGAACGAUAAAGGUAAAAAGUUGCCAAUAGAAAGGAUAAAGAUGAGAGAAUCCAUGUAA